Messenger RNA from Symbiodinium necroappetens, 417 nucleotides. The record is from the annotation of a GenBank genome assembly. Lineage: Eukaryota; Dinophyceae; Suessiales; Symbiodiniaceae.
AUGGCUGAUCCGGCGCAAGAGACCGAGGAACGGCUUGAGUGGGCGGACUCGAUGACGGAUGCGAUUCUCAGGCUUCCGUUUCCGGUGACGGAAGCUCAGCCAGCGUUUGUUUCGAAAGAGCAAUAUUCCCACGUGAUCGAGCUCGCUACCUCUCUGACACGCAAGCAGCGAUCCAAGCAGAAGUUCAGACUCUUGAUGCCAAGCGGCCAGAAGCUGACCUUUCGGGUGGACCCCGACGAGCCUCGGUUCAUCUACAGGGUCGUGGGCUCCUCCGUGAUGUGUCUCGCCGAAGAGUUCACAGGCAUCUCGCCGAGGCUGAUGGUGGAGCGCAUUCAGGCGAACCUGACUGGGAACCACACCAGCCGGUCGUGGCGCAUCCGGGUGCCCACAGCACCGGGCCAGCCCACCCGCGGCUGA